Molecule: messenger RNA, 267 nt
Organism: Gryllus bimaculatus (two-spotted cricket)
Lineage: Eukaryota; Metazoa; Arthropoda; Insecta; Orthoptera; Gryllidae
Source: the annotation of a GenBank genome assembly
AUGGAACUAGAAGCCCUGUCUGGUCGUCGGUGGCGCAGGAAGAAGUUCGGCAAAGAAGAUUACAUUGUGUUCGGUUUAGCGGGGAUUUUGCACUUCCAGGUUAAUCUACGCUGUUCACGUCUUCUCAAAACAAUGCUACACCAAGAAAAACGACGCCCCAUGGUCACAAAACCUGAGGACAGACGAUUAGAGGCUGCGAUUUUGGCGUUAGAAGAGAAAACCUUGCCGGAACCAAAGAAGGAGAAAUGGCGAAAGUGGCAAGCUUAG